This is a messenger RNA of Arvicanthis niloticus (Nile rat), 3016 nucleotides long. The record is from RefSeq and is a predicted model, not a curated record. Lineage: Eukaryota; Metazoa; Chordata; Mammalia; Rodentia; Muridae.
UUAAGGCCCUCCCUAGCCUCCCCUCCCAAGUCUCUCCCUGUCAAGCUGGGAUCAGGCUCAGGCAAGCUCCAGGGCUGUGACUGAUCAAAGGUUACAGUGGCUGUCUCUGGAAUGAGAGGGAUGGAACUUUUCUGAAAGCGAAAGUAUGGGGUCUGAGUAGAGAGUGGGCCUGGGCGGUCCUGUGGCUGGGAAGUCCCAGCUGUUGGUCAACCAAUUGGACUGUGCUGGCAGCCUCUCUCCUGGACCUGGUCUCAGGAUCCUGCUUGGCUGGCUUCCCUAGGACGUCUGCUGCCUGGGUACAGUUGUCUCCUUGCAUAUCAGGAAAGGACUCAGCUUGCAGGGAAAGUUUCAAGGCUUGAGCGCCACAGCCGGCCGGCAGUGAUUACCCCGGAGGCUUCGAAGGACAGAGGAUAGCCAGGUCCUACGAUCCAAGGCAUCCAGGCCAGGAAGGGAAAGCUUCUUAAGAAGCUUCCUGUUUGAGCAGAAGUGAUCCUGCCUUUUGUGCUGAAGGGCUCUCCAGCUACCAAGAUGCCAUUGCCGCAGACAGGGGCCCCUGGGUCAGAGCUUAAAAGUCCCAGGGAGCCUAGGAAGUCACAGACCCUCCCUGCGAUCACCUGGAAGUCCAACAGUAUGAAAGAGCAAAGCACCAACCAUGGCGACAGCAUGAAACCCAGCCUGGGCAUGCUGAAGCGGACCCUUUUCCGGACCAGCCUGCAAGCUUCAACCCACAAGGCCAAGGAGGACCCCGGCCUGUUCAGGAGGAGCUCCCACUUCCUGUUCAGGUCCUUGAGACGGGCCCUAGAUGAAGGAAGAACUGCUGGACACCCCCAAGGCACUGCUGUACCAGAGAAGCCCUCCAAAGUCACAGAUGGUGUCAGCAGACAGGCAGCCACUGGGACGGAGGCUGAGGAUCCAGAACCCCAGGCAGAAAGUAAAUCCGUGGCAGACCUGAUCACUGAGCGGCAGCUAGUGAAGGCCUUUGAACAGCUGAGGUACCUGGAGACGCAGCUAGUAGCUGACAAAACGUCACGCACCUUUACACAGGACCCCACCGCCUAUGCGCGGCGCGCUAUGGACCUUUGUCUGCAUUACGACGGAAUGGCUGCGGAGAUCGGAGCCAUUGUGCGCGAGGCGCUGAGUUCCGAAGGCGUGGAUCGAGACGCCCUAGCGGAACUGGCCCAAGUGGUGCACUUGGAAGAGGAGGCCCAUCAUACCUCCCAGGCCGAGGGUGAUUUCUUGAGCACACCCCGCCACUGGCGUCAGCACUGGGAGAACGCGGUGCGCCUCAGCGCUCAGGAGCGCGUGCAGCAGGCAGGCGCCAAAAUCAUCCCUGGGGCUGCGGAGGGCGCAUCCGACCUAGCCCAGCUUCUGGCUGAGCUCGGUGGCGUGGUUCGCCAAGACCUGCAGAAGGUGCGAUUAGAGAUGCAGCCAGCUUACGAAGCCACCGACUUCCCAGUGUGGGAGACCUACUUGCGGGCCUUCCACAGCGCUGUGGCCCAGCGCCUGCAGGAGCUGGCGCGAGACGCCCGCGGCUGUGAGCAGCUCUAUGUGCUGUUAGACUGGGCCGCUAAUGUUUAUGGCAGUCCUGACUUCCUGGGCGCCCCAGACUUGGCGUUGCCCACCGAACCGCUGCCCCCACUCCUAGAGCCUGCUCUGUGGGCUCGACUGGAAAGUGACUACACUCGCUUCCUAGAGACCAAGAUCACAAGCUGUUUUGACAGCAUCUUGCAGCUGGAACAGAAUCGCUGGGAAGCGGGCGAGGACCGGGAAGUGCUGCAGGGCCUCUACCACGCGCCCCUGUCCAUUGAUGUGCACAUGCUGGUAGCUGAGCACGUGAAGGCGGCUGGCGCAAUCUCCGCGGAGCUGGAGGCCACCACCCUGCAGAUCUGCGCGCGUGCGCUCUGCCUCUUUGUGCCCAGGUUUGAAAAGGCUUUUCUGGCAUCGAAGGCGGUGAGCGAAUGGUACCUGGGUGCUUACAUUAACGCCUGCGUGGAGCUGAGAACCAGUCUUCUGGCCAGGUUCCCAGAAACCAUAAAGGAACUGGAGAAACCCCUGGUGGCUGCCACCAAUAACUUCCAGAAACAUUUGCUCCAGAUUGUACAGCAAGACAUGCAGCCACUAUUCAAGGUGCUGUAUACCAAGAGCUGGCUCACACAGGACACGCUGCGUCCCCUCAUGGACAAGGUGGUGGACUUUGCACAUCACCUUGAGCAUGUGACCCCACCACUGGCACAGGAGACUCUGCAGGAGGUGCAUCGUUUUGUGGUCCGUGAAUACCUGGGGCAGGUGCUGAGGCCCCACGAGAGGUUCAGUGGCCUGGAUCGAGUGAACGGCUCCCAUAAGAUGAACCUGGAUGCUCAGGCCAUUAGCAACACUUUCCAGGGCUUGGGCUCUGAAGCCAAGUGGCUGGACCAAGCCAUCCUGUCCGUGGCUGAGAUCCUUGGUGAGACAUACAAAGACGACAUCCGGCGGCACCUGGAAACACUUAUACGGAGCUACCCGGACAUCAGGCGAGACCACAUUCUGGCCAUUCUGGCACUACGCAGACUCGGCCGCCGCCGGAACCAGAAUCUCUUGCAACACACUCAAGACCUGCUGAGGGCAGCCCACGAGAUCAGGUCCUCACACCGCGUGCUCUUUGAGGAGAUUGAAGUGCCCACCUCUGUGGACGUGCUCAUCACCUGCAUCUAGGGCUGAAGAGUGAGCAGGAGCCUCAUAGGCAGAGGAUCUGUCACCCUCCCCACGACUGACCCCAAGUUGGGAGCCCAGUGAGUCACUCUGGCUCUACCCCCAGCUCUGAAGCCUGGGGCCAUGGAAUUUUUGGUCUCCGCUGCCUGGAUACUCAGCCAGGGGGAGCCAAGAGAUGAAGCACUCCAGGCAUUUGUGGGGGAGUCUGGGCUGCCUCAUCUCCUUGCGGGGAUUUCAGGCCAGGGAAGGCUUCCCUUUCUAACUGCUCAGCACAUCCACACUGUAGAGCGAAGCUGAGGAUUCUAAAAAUAAAUGUGAAUUAGAAUAG